Balearica regulorum gibbericeps (East African grey crowned-crane) is the source of this 1818-nucleotide messenger RNA. Lineage: Eukaryota; Metazoa; Chordata; Aves; Gruiformes; Gruidae. The record is from RefSeq and is a predicted model, not a curated record.
AUGCCCUCUCUGGCCGGCCGGGCAGCGGGACGGGACGGGGAGGGCUUCGCCAUCAGGGAGGAGGGCAGCUCAGAUGAAGACCUCCCUAACUCAUUUGUGACAGAAGGCAGUCAGCAGUGUGCUGUUCUUACAGAUUCCGUUUGUGCUCAUCUUUUCCCAAGGGCAAACCAGAUUCUGUUAUCAUCUGACUCAGAGGCAGUGGUACCCCGUCCUCGGGAGCCUCAGAAUCUGGAUGACUCCUCACCUGCUGGUCAGUUUUCCCUUGUGCACUGGCCACACCAAUGUGAAGUUGUCAGGGACAGAAUUGAGCACAUCGAUUGGACACCCACGGCCCCUGAGCCAUUGUACACUCCAACAGGUUUGGAGAUGAUGCCACCAUACCAAACUCCUGACAAAGGCACUGUCAUUUAUCUGGGAGAAGAAGUUAACAAAAACUCCUGCUUUAUGUAUUCCCAAGUGAGAGGUCUCUGCCCCCUGAAGCAGAUCUUCCAUCAGAAAGGGGACAACACACUGGUCUUUGAAGCACGGUUUGAGAGUGGGAAUUUGCAGAAGGUGGUCAAAGUCAAUGAAUUUGAGUACCAGCUGACCCUGCGCACUGACCUCUACACAAGCAGACACAUGCAGUGGUACUACUUCCAAGUAAGCAACACGCAGGCAGGGAUGCCAUAUCGCUUCACUAUUGUCAACUUUACCAUGCGUAACAGCCUAUAUAAAUGUGGCUUGCGGCCACUGUUGUACUCAGAAGCCGAUGCUAAGAAACACAAGGUUGGCUGGCGAAGGACUGGAAAUGAAAUAAAGUAUUACAAAAACAAUGCGGGCCAAGGUGGACGUCAGUAUUUCUCACUCACCUGGACGUUCCAGUUCCCUUGUGACCGAGACACCUGCUACUUUGCCCACUGCUAUCCUUACACCUACUCCAACCUGCAGGAGUACCUGCUGACCAUCUCUAAAGAUCCAGUGAAGUCCAAAUUCUGCAAGAUUCACAUCUUGUGCCGUUCACUGGCAGGAAACGUAAUGUAUGUUUUAACUAUCACCAACCCCUCCAAAAGUGGCAAGGGCACCGAGAGGAAGGUUGUGGUACUAACUGCGAGGGUGCAUCCAGGAGAAACUAACAGUUCCUGGAUAAUGAAGGGCUUUGUGGAUUACCUUCUUAGCGAUUCAGGCAAAGCUCAACUGCUGCGAGACAAUUUUGUCUUCAAAGUGGUACCAAUGUUGAAUCCAGAUGGUGUGAUUGUGGGAAAUCACCGCUGCUCUUUAGCAGGUCAGGACUUGAACUGCAAAUACAGAUCUAAUGUGAAGAAAUGUUAUCCUUCCAUUUGGUAUACUCGAAACAUGAUCAGAAGAGUGAUGGGGGAACGUGAUGUUUUUCUGUAUUGUGACAUCCACGGUCACAACAGGAAACAAAAUGUCUUCAUGUAUGGUUGUGAGAGAAGGCAGCAAGCAAAAGGACCAUAUGUGCAUCCAUUUGUCUUCCCACUCUUGCUGAGCAAGAGCUGCCCAGAUAAGUUCUCAUUCCCAGAUUGCCGUUUCAGAGUACAAAAGAGCAAAAAAGGCACAGGUCGAGUGGUAAUGAUGUGGAAGAUGGGCAUCAACAACAGCUACACUUUGGAAGCCUCUAUCUGUGGCUCUAAGUUGGGCUGCAGACGAAGCACCCAUUUCGAUAUGAAAGACUUGGAGUCAAUAGGACAGCAUUUCUGUGAUGCUCUCUUGAACUACUGUGUUCAUAACAAGGAGGAACAAGAGAAAGUAGUGAAACAGCAAGCCAGGGUGAACACCAAAGUCCUGAAUUCUGAUGUGUUAGACUGGGAUUCCAGGUAG